CAAUUUUUCUUAUCAUAUUCAUGGAACUUUCACAGGACUGAUAUCAGUCAGAGUCGUCCUUCUCGUAAAUUUGAUGAGAAGCUAGAGAGAGAUCAAGAGAAAGAAAAUGAAGCAGCAUCAGAAGCUAACAUUCGUGCUGUGUAUAGUAUGGGCGAUCACUCUUCUCUACGGCGAGAUGUUUACUUUUUGGUUGCCUCUCCGGCUGUGUACCUGGCCUCAUCAUCAUAUCCAGAUGGAUGGACUAAGAGAUCCUAGCAACUAUACAAAAAUUGCUGUUAUUGCCGAUCCACAGCUUAUGGAUAAAACUUCCCAUCAUCUGGCUCCAAAAUCAGUUGCUUUGGAGAUUGCACAGUUCUACACUGAUAUAUACAUGCGCAGAGCAUUCUUUUCAUCAAUCAUGCCUUUCAAACCAGAUAUAAUUUUGUUUUUGGGCGAUUAUUUUGAUGGAGGACCUUAUUUAUCAGAUGAAGAAUGGCAGGAAUCUUUGAGCCGCUUUAAACAUAUAUUUGGUCUGAGUAGGCAAGGACAAAUUAGUGAUGUACCAGUUUACUAUAUUCCUGGAAACCAUGAUACUGGCUAUUCAGCAAUUUACUCUGAUAGGCCAGAGGUCAUCAAACGCUAUGAACAAGAAUUCGGGAUUAGAAAUUUUCGAUUUACAGCUGGAAAUUUUGAGUUUAUUGCUAUUGAUGCGCAAGUUUUAGACGGUAACCCCAAAGGAAAUCUGACUUCUGCAGCUUGGGAUUUUGUCAAAAAUUUAUCCACAGAUGUCCAAUCAUAUCAUAGGGUUUUAUUAACCCAUAUUCCAUUAUACCGUCCGGAUCAGACUUACUGCGGCCCUCAGCGUGGUUCCGCAAUUAUUAAUCAGCGGAUCCGGCAUACUCUGGAUGGAAAAGAAAUAUUGUACCAGAAUUACAUCACUGAUGAAUCAUCAAAAAAACUGCUGGACUUGAUAAGGCCUGAUUUAGUUUUAUCUGGUCAUGAUCAUGAUCAGUGUACAUUGAGCCAUGAAACACAUGCUGGAACCAUAAAAGAGCACACUUUAGGGACUGUGAGUUGGCAGCAGGGAAACUUGUAUCCAUCUUUCAUGCUCUUAUCUGUUAGUAAUGUGGCUCUUCCAAACGCAUCCCAUCCAGAAAAAUCAGUGCUCACGCAAGUGUGCUUUCUUCCAAUGCAAACACAUAUUUAUAUAUGGUAUCUUUUUCUAUUUGUUCUCACCCUGCUUGCUCUCCUCUUUUGGCCAAAGACUGGGCUCAGUUUUCUGCUGCAUCCCAUUAGUGAUUUAAUUAAGUGUGGUAGAAUGGUAAUAAAUUCCAAUAUUUUCGGAGGUGGAACAAAAGAGAAAAAUAAAGAUGAGAAUUGUGAGUAUGAGAUGGUCUGGGAUGCUGAAGGAUCCAUGCAUCUCAUUAAGAAAAUAGUGGAGAACAAGAGUCAACGUCCCAGUGAUAGAAGCUUUGCAGAAAGAGGUAAUGCUGUAAUGAGAGCAACGGCCAGAAAGAAUGUGAACGAGGAGGUGGAGGUCUGUGUAGGUAGAGAAACAAAUGCAGAUGCUGUAUCUGAUCCGAUGGUAAAAUUACUGCUCAGAACAAGCAAAUCAAAGACAAAGCUCGUAUUCCACAGAUUAAUACAUGUACUUAAGAUGCUUACAGUCAUUUCUGUCCUGAAUGUUUCUCUCUACAUGAUGCUGCUGUUUAAGGAUUGGAUUGAUCAAUGAUAUCUGCAUUGUGUAUCUUAAUUCUCUAAUUCAAGUGGUUACAGCACAGAAGAAUAUUGAAUCCCCAAAGUAGUUCCCAUUUGAGGUUCAAGUGGGUAAAUGUACUUACUGCUGAGCAUCUUAUUGAUUUUUCUAUAUUUCUUAGCAGCAGUAACUUGUCUCCCAGCCAAUAAACAGAUCUUCAAGAUUGUUGCAGAUUAAGAAUAAUAUGAGAGAUCAACCUAAUUGCAUUUAGUUUCCAUGCAUAUCUCUGAAGGCAUGGUGUGAGUUGUCUUGAACAAGAAAGUCUAACAUGUCCAAAUUUCAGUUUGUUAUGAAGAAGAUUCAUGGUUGCUAUGCUUUGGCAUUUCAUUUACCUUGUCUCAGCCAAUGUGUUCCAUGAAUGCUGUUGCUGUGCUUGCGCUGAAGUCAGAACAAGCCAGAACCCAAGUUCCGGACUAAUAGAAUUCACUGAUAGACAUUGCAUGAUCAGUAAGUAGAUCAUCGCAAUCACUCGUGAUAUGUUGUUGUAAUCUUUAUUGGAGAUUUUAAACCUCUGAGAUAAUAAUGUAUAGCUUCAUUCAGUUGACCAA
Messenger RNA from Carica papaya (papaya), 2283 nucleotides. The record is from RefSeq and is a predicted model, not a curated record. NCBI's taxonomy places the organism in Eukaryota, Viridiplantae, Streptophyta, Magnoliopsida, Brassicales, Caricaceae.